Anopheles darlingi is the source of this 4129-nucleotide messenger RNA. RefSeq names its product condensin-2 complex subunit D3 (gene Cap-D3). Bases 292 to 4041 code for a protein of 1249 amino acids. Gene Ontology annotation, biological process: meiotic chromosome condensation; mitotic chromosome condensation. Gene Ontology annotation, cellular component: condensed chromosome, centromeric region. The record is from RefSeq and is a predicted model, not a curated record. Gene Ontology annotation, molecular function: histone binding. The transcript is spliced from 8 exons. NCBI's taxonomy places the organism in Eukaryota, Metazoa, Arthropoda, Insecta, Diptera, Culicidae.
AAGUGAGGAAUUCUACUCUAUUUCUAAUGAAAAGGAUGUUUAAAUCCUUUGGAGCGCUGCAAGAACCAAACAAUCAAUUCGCAAUCAAGUCCGUCAACCAUCCGGGUGUUUCGGAAAGAAACCAUCGUUGGAAACCGCUGAUCGGCGACCGUUCAGUCUACUGCAAUUAAGAUUGCCAAAUGCGACCAAAACAUUGCAUUUAAUCGGACAGGCAACCAUCCGGUUAAUCAGUACCCGUGCUGGACCCGUGGAUUAAUUCAUACACAUUCUGCAACAGUUUCCAAAACCGAAAUGGCUCCACAACAUGUACAUUUGUUGCUGAAUCUUCUACCUCAGUAUUUCGAUCCGAACAUGACGGUGGAACUCAUCGACGAAAUGUGCCAGGAGGAAAGAGCCGACGAACCGGAAUCCAACGCUCAAAGGCUCGAUUUACGUGACUCUCCUAUGGUGCAACGUGCCCUGGAGCAACCGACACAGCUGCUGGAGUUAAUGCGCGAUAUCAUUCUUGAGGUCAAAACCGUCCGUCGCACAGCUGGUCUCUUCGAUAAGUACGAUAAUUGGCAAUACUUUGCGAAGCAACUAUCCGUCGAUCAGUUCCUAGCAUUCGUGUAUGCAUUUGUGAUCCUCGCGGAGCAGGAUUCCACUGAGACGGACCGAAAGCUAGCAGUGACUGCAGCAAGAAUGUAUCUGGUUUUGCUUAGUACACCUGGACAGAAGCAAACACGUGCAUUCGAUGAGCAAGUCUUGCUCAAGUGUUUGGAUGUACUGAAAAUAGAAGAACGGUCUUCAGAAGCGGGGAAACAUUCCUCCACAGAUUUUAUCGCAAUACUUGAGGACUUGGAGUUGCUGCUCAGCUGCAUGACACUGAAAAACUGCGGCACCGUAAAGCUGCAUCUGGUCAAGUGGCUGGUGGGCAUUAUCAAGUAUUGUAUCAAGCAAGAAACCCAUCGUGCGUUUGCUGAGAAACUAACGGGAAAGAGCUACGAAAUAUUGAGCACCAUUUGUUCGUCGGAGCAUGAUGAUCACAAUGAGUGUGCAAACAAUAUAAGCCUGAUUUUCAAUAAGACCGCCCUGUUCUACCAGCUGGAGUACAAAAAUGUACCACCAGCCCUUCAAGUGUACAACUUUUUUCUGAAGCUGCUGGAACAGCACCCGAAAGACACAUCGAGCAUCUUAACAAACUUCAUCAAAUCCGUUCUAACGAAUCCGCCUAAGGUGUUUGCGAAGACGGAUGACUACGCGUACUUGCUGGAUGUGGCUGUAAAGUACGAGCUGGCACUGUACAGCAAAUGUAACAUCUCGAUUGUGGAAUAUUUAAGCCAGUUAGAAACACAGGCUGACACGAGUACUCGUAGCAAUACGUUGGAAAUGAUCGCUAGACUCGGUACCAUGGAGUGCACCGUCGAUUGGGUGUUGUUCCGCUCGGAGAUAUCAACGGUACCUCGAGAGAUAGAAAUGGUUCGUCUGGUUUGCAAUAAGCUGGCGGAGAAAAACAACACCAUUAAGCUAAAAGCAUUUCAAUGCUUGUUGAAACUCAUGCAAAACGGUAAUCAAGUAAUUCAUCAAAUAUUCCACGAUGCCUUCUUUCGCAACUAUGAGGACGACGAGGAAAAUUCUUAUCUGCAGAUGAACGACAUUGAAGAAUUGUAUCAGAUGGCGGAGGUGGACCUUGGGAUCUCAAGGAAAUUAUUCCAAUUGCCCCAACAAACUCGAAAGUCCCUUGAUAAGCCUGUCGAAGGUGGUACACACCAAGAGAAGACAAGCACAAGUCGAGAAGACGAAGACGGAACAUCGAAGAUCGACGGAAUAGACACGAUACGGGAUACUUUGAAAUCUCUUCCGGGGAUUAUUUACGAAGCACUACGAUCAUCGAAUUCGGCCAUCCGUAGAGUAUCGUUCAGUUGUCUAGAGUACAUUUUGGAGCUAGAUCGCAAUCGGAUCGACGAUCCUUUGUUCGCCUCCAGUGUGGUUCAACUGGCGAAAGACAACGUGAUGCUAGUGCGGCGCACGGCGCUAAAUGUUCUGAGCAAGCUUUUGACGCUCCAUCCCAACUAUGCAGCGAUCAUCAAGCUGUGGUCCAAAUGUAUACUAAUUUUUCUGGAUGACAAUGAUGAAAAGCUUAAAGAGUCGGCCAUCGAGAGUCUAAAAAGGAAUGUGUUCGAUAACAUUUGUCGUUACGAGGAUUCCUCUUCGAGGAAAAAGUUCACUCCUUGGCUGAUUGUUCGGUCGAUACUGGUCCUGGGUAAAAUCAAUGUUCUGAAAGCAGCGAUCGAUUCUUGGGUACAAAAAUCUUUUCUCACGGCAAACAAUUUCAGCAUUAUUGAGUCACACAUCUUUACGGUGAACUAUACUGAAGCAUGGAUUGUUCUAUCGAUUAUCGCAAAUAAAAUGAAAUCGAGAAAUCCGGAUGUUGUGAUAAAAAUAUUGAAGGAAAUGUUACAACAAGAUGUGUACAAUUCAACGAUAUGCCUACAGUACAUUCUGAGUGUUAUUAAGAGCUGGUUGCACGACUUCUCCACCGUUAAAUUGAAUGAAUUAUUUAAAAUGCUAUGGGAUAUCUUACGCACCGGCAGCACGAAUGUAUCGCUUGUAAGCUCGAUCUACAAUGUGUGCUGUAUGAUAUUGGAAAAGUCUAACGAUAUGAGUACAUCAGAAUGGGUUCAUGAGUUGCGUAGCGGUUGUGCCAAUUAUUUGCUUCACUACCGAACCAACUAUUUGAGUUCGAGCACAACCAACGACCGAUAUCUCAUUACGUUGCUAGUUUAUGCUGAAGCUGUUACUGAUUCAAACGAAAAACCCGAUACAGAUAUUAUCAACAUACUAUUAGAGUGCUUGUCGCAGCUUGCAUCCAGCAGCGGGAGUAAUCCAAAAUCGAUGCAAAUAACGGCAAAUAAUGUCAAAAAAGCAAACGUUACCAUCACAGCACUCGCCAAGUUUAGUCUACAGUACAAUACCAUCUCCACAACAGUGAUACCAUAUUUCAAUCGACUGUUAAAGCACAAACGAAUGGAUGAAUCUAUCAUAUGCACAUUGAUCACUGCGUUUGCUGAUCUUUGCAAAAGGGAUCCCGUUUUAGUGAACUCCUCAGUAAACAUGGUCAUUAGUCAGCUAAGCUCUCGCUGCGUAUCGGUGCGCAGUGUGGCAUUGAUCAAUUUAAACGAACUAAUUCUACAAGAUUAUGUUAAAAUGCGGGGAAAAGUGCUUCUGUGCAUUUUGAUGUUAAUCAUUGACGAAAAUGAUCUGAUUGCGGCGCAGGCAUUUUAUAUUGUUCAGCAAUACGUUCACACAAAAAAUGAGAAGUUGCUGAAAGAAUCCCUGCUGAAAUGUGUAUUUAUAUUUAAUCAAUAUCUGAAAUACGCGGAUAGUGAAAUGUUCCCGACCAUUGAUGCUGGCAGUGAGGAGUGCGAUUUGUUUGGAAAUGCUGAUGUACCAGCGAGCAAACGCAUUGCAAUCUAUGAUUUUUUUAUCCGAAACAUCGAUGAUAACAGUCUAUUAAAGCUGCUAGAAAACGUGAAACGAAUCCAUGAGCAGCUAGAGAAAAACAAGUUCGUCCAAUGCAAACAAGGUGUAGGAACGCUUCUCGAUCUGCUUUACGUGUUCAAGCAGAUAUGUGAGGUCAGAUACCGUGACAAACCACGCGGCGCCAGGGAAGAGCAAGAGAUGGGCCAAGAUUUAAUAGAAAAUGAUUUGGUCCAGGAAGAGCAACCAACGACUGCCAAGAAAUCAAAGUUAAGCAUUGCACAAAGCCAAACUGAAAGAGAGGUGACGACAAUUGUAGGGAAAAUGGUUGAUGUGUAUUAUAGAUUUGAUCAGAGUGUUCGCAAAUAUGUUGAGACUGUAGAAUCUACGCAAAUGGACCUAACUGAUCAACGGUUGCACGAAUUUUCGACAGCGAUAGCGGAAAACUUUAGAUCCUUUGUAGAAUUCGCUGAGCCAAUGAAGUUCUGGCGUAAACUACUUGAGUCUAAUGAUAAAUCCGAAUCUACUUCAUCGACUCGAAAAAGAAAAGUGGUGGAUACCAAUGUGACGGAUUCACCAUAAGUUAGUGAUACUGUGAUAAUCUAUUCAAUAAAAAAAAAACAAUGGUAGCUGUACAAUGUGUGGCUUCAUUUAACAUAAUGUAUACGCA